Messenger RNA from Clarias gariepinus (North African catfish), 2963 nucleotides. It is a transcript of the gene tgm2a, whose product is annotated as transglutaminase 2, C polypeptide A. Gene Ontology annotation, biological process: peptide cross-linking. Gene Ontology annotation, molecular function: protein-glutamine gamma-glutamyltransferase activity. NCBI's taxonomy places the organism in Eukaryota, Metazoa, Chordata, Actinopteri, Siluriformes, Clariidae. The transcript is spliced from 12 exons. Bases 509 to 2581 code for a protein of 690 amino acids. The record is from RefSeq and is a predicted model, not a curated record.
CUGGCUAAUAUGCAAGAGUCAGUCGAUGCAUAGGAAGCACACUAGACAAAGAUUUAGUAACAAAAAAUUGUAAAUAAAUAAGUAAACAGUAUGAGUAUGCUUGACCUACAGUAUGCGAAUAUGCUGGUGUGCAUGUUUACUAGUGCGUAAAUAUGCGUGUAUGCUAAUAUACUCGUUGUUUAAUGUAAAAAGGCAACUUGCAAGCAUUCAAGGAUGCUAGUAUGCAAGUUGCACAUAUAACAAGCAUGUUUUCAAGUAGCAUGUAGGUAUGUUACAUAGCUAGUAUGAAAAAGUUUCAAGUAUGCUAGUAUGUUUGGUUGCAGUUAGCACAGAUAUUAUGACACUAUUGCUAUAUAAGGUUUUGUAUGAUUAUGCUAACACAUUUUGCAAAAGAAUGCUACUAUGCAAGUACACUUGUAUUCAAGUAUGAUGGUGACGAUACACUCACGAGAAGUUUGCAGUAAUGGCUCAGUAGUUUGGACGUAUGAUAGUAUGAGAGUGUGCUGGAAUGCAAGUGCUAGCAUGUUCCAAUCUUCUUUGGCGCCUCAAAGUGCUGGAGAUAGAGCGUGUUGAUUUGGAGUGUGCAGUGAACAACACCGAGCACCACACCAAGCUGAACGGGGUAAACAGACUGAUCGUGAGGAGAGGUCAACCCUUUACCAUCACACUUCACUUACGAGCAGGCUCACGUUUUCAACACGGACGCAGCAUCAACCUCAUCUCCCGUACAGGUCCAGACCCUGGUGCUGCUGUUAAAUUUGGUCCCGGGAAAUUCGUAUCCAAAGUCCGCUGGAGUGUGACGACAAAGUUAGCUUCUGAGAGCAGCGUAUCACUCACUAUUGGCUCUUCACCUGAUGCGCCAAUCGGGGUGUACCAACUCGCCCUCGAGUUUGUUGGCAGGGAAGUUAAGGAAGUCAGUUUGGGCCAGUUUGUGUUGCUCUUUAACCCCUGGUGCAAGAGAGAUUCUGUGUACUUGGCGAGUGAGGCUGAGAGACAGGAGUACAUUCUGUCUCAGGAUGGACUGAUCUACCGUGGAAAGGCCAAACGCAUCAGUACACUUCCAUGGAACUUUGGACAGUUUGAGCCUGGCAUUUUGGACAUCUGUCUGAGAGUUUUGGAUGAAAACCCGAAGCAUUUGGAAGACCCAGCGCGGGACUGUUCAGACAGGAGAAGGCCUGCCUACGUGGCCCGAGUCAUCAGUGCCAUGAUAAACAACAACGAUGAUAAUGGAGUUCUGGUGGGGAACUGGUCAGGAAACUAUGAAGACGGAAUCAGACCUACUGCAUGGAAGGGCAGUGGUGCGAUUUUGCACAAGUGGAAUGAACAGAACUGCACAGGAGUGCAAUAUGGCCAGUGCUGGGUGUUUGCUGCUGUGGCGUGUACAGUGUCCCGGGCGCUGGGCAUCCCGUGCCGAGUGGUCACCAACUACGAAUCAGCUCAUGACACAAACAGCAACCUGGUCAUUGAACGUUAUUACAACGAGAUUGAUGAGGAUAUUAGUAAUGACUCCAUAUGGAACUUCCAUGUAUGGUUGGAGAGUUGGAUGACUCGUCCUGACCUUAGGCUCGGCUACGAGGGCUGGCAGGCCAGUGAUCCCACACCACAGGAAACAAGUGAUGGGGUUUACUGCUGUGGUCCAGUCCCUGUGAGAGCAGUAAAGGAAGGGGACCUGAGCGCAAAGUAUGACGCUCCGUUUGUUUACGCCGAGGUGAACGCAGAUGUGGUGGAAUACAUCGUUCUGGGUGAUGAAGUGGUAAAAGUAGGAGGAUCAGCUACUCAUGUGGGCCAGAGCAUCAGCACCAAGGCAGUCGGCACAGACGAGAGGGAAGACAUCACACAUCUUUACAAAUACCCUGAAGGUUCUAUAGAGGAGAGGAAGGUGUUUGAGAAGGCCAACCAUGUAAACCGGCUAAUUAAGAAUGAGGAAGAGCCUGGUCUGCAUGCGAAGAUCAAACUGAGCCCUGAUAUGAUGGUGGGUUCAGACUUUGAUGUGUACGCGCGGGCCAUAAACAACACGGACACUCCGAAGAUCUGCCGGCUGAUGUUUUACGCCCAGGUUGUGACCUAUAAUGGCAGACUCGGGGGGACAUGCGGCCAGAUGAAGCUCACUGAGGCUAACCUGGCCCCAAUGGAGGGAAGCGAGGCAACACUUCACCUACAAUAUUCAGAGUAUGGAAAAGUCAUGACUCAAGACAGAAUGAUCAAAUUGGUUGCUCUGCUUAUCGACUUGGAGACCAAGGAGCUCCAGAGAGCAACAAAGACCAUAGUGUUGGAUACCCCAUCUAUUAUCAUUCUGGUUCUUGAGGAUCCUAAAGUAGGCCAGCCUGUUUUGGUUGAUGUAUCAAUGCAGAAUCCUCUGCCCGAGUCGCUGGAAAACUGUGUCUUCUCUUUACACGGAGCCAACCUGACAGACGGCACGGCCAUCACUAAAGAUGUUGGGAAAGUAGGCCCUGGUGACCUCGCCACUGCCGAACUCGUGUUCACACCUACGGCUUCAGGGAGACGAAAACUAGUGAUCGAUUUCUCAUCCGAUAAACUAAGCAACGUUUAUGGAUACACAAACAUCAACAUCGAAGAAUGAAUGCUUGUGUCGGUCACAAACGGAACUGAUUCAUGUUGAUGGAAUGCGAUGGAACAGAACCGAUAACAUGACCUGCUGUCAUUUUUGUUCUAUUAAACUUAAAGAAAGAAUAAAGGGAGAUGGUGAGGGAAUGAGUGUUUACAGCUGCUGUAAUAAAACUAAGCACAGAAAAAAAAACACACUAUAUGUAACUAUAAGUAGAUAAAUAUUGUUUUUUUUUAUUCUUAUGUAACUGUUUAAGAAUUUAAUAAAAUGUUGACAUCUUUUUAUUUAUUUUUUUUCUACAACAACACUACAUAAGCCUUUAGUGGCAGCUUGGUGGUUAUGACGUUGGCCUACGGACUAGAAGAUCCCGGGUUCAAACCCCAACAUCAUCAAGCUG